Condylura cristata (star-nosed mole) is the source of this 452-nucleotide messenger RNA. RefSeq names its product microseminoprotein, beta- (gene MSMB). Bases 9 to 341 code for a protein of 110 amino acids. Lineage: Eukaryota; Metazoa; Chordata; Mammalia; Eulipotyphla; Talpidae. The transcript has 4 exons. The record is from RefSeq and is a predicted model, not a curated record.
UCAUCACAAUGAAUGCUCUCCUGGGAAGCCUCUUGGUUUUGAGCACCUUUGUGACAUUAUGCAAUGCCCAGUGCUUUUUCACUAAACGAGAUUCUACUUGGCCUGAGGGAUGCAAGGAUUCUAAAGGAAUCUCACACCCGCUGCAAUCAACAUGGACAAAUGACUGUAACAAGUGUACUUGUAGCAGUGGUGGAAUAGCCUGCUGUAGAAUUGCUGGUAUACCUGUGGGUUAUGACAAAAAGAAAUGUAAGAAAAUCUUCUACCAGGAUGAAUGCACCUUUCGCGUGGUAGAGCGGGACAACCCAUAUAAGACCUGUGAAGUCAAAGCAUGGAUAUUGUAAUAUUCUUCUAGUUGGCUCAGGGAGCUCUUCCUGAGAGGGCCCACAACCUCCAGAACAGGCCUUUCUCUUUUGACCUCUAAUUGUCUAUAAUUGUGUAACCCUAACUUUCAU